Molecule: messenger RNA, 908 nt
Organism: Tetranychus urticae (two-spotted spider mite)
Lineage: Eukaryota; Metazoa; Arthropoda; Arachnida; Trombidiformes; Tetranychidae
Source: RefSeq, a predicted model, not a curated record
UGUAACAAUAGUUGAAAGUGAAAAGUACUAACAGAUUUCAUGGCAGUCAUGAAUAUCGUUUAUCAAUUUCAAAAGACAUUUAUGAUGAAAUGUGUGUAUUCUUGUCAAUUGAAUAGCUCAAUCAACUCGGAUGUAACAUUAUAAAGCAAUAAAAGCAUGAAAAUGUGUAAAAAUGUUGCAAACUGGAUUAUAACAAUUUUAUUUGCUCUUAUCAACUAUGCGAGAGCAGACAAUGAAGUUAACGCUACAUUAACGUUUCAAAAACUUAUCAAUUCCAAUCAGACAACUCAGCUUCCCUUUCUGGUGGAUUAUUUAACCUCAACUUUGUUCAAUUUUACACCAACAGAAUCGACGAAUGAAAAUUUAACCCAACCUUUGACUAUCAAUACAACCUCAAUGGUUACCAAUGAAUUUACCAUGUUGAACACUAAUGAUUCAAUGGUUCAUCCCUGGUUACCCAUUGGAAAUUUUACCAACAUUCUUAAUCAAAGUUACACUUUGGACACUUUUACUGAACCCAAAGUAAAUGCUUACCAAAUAGAGAGUCAAAAUAUUUUAUCAGUUUACAAGGUAAUUGAUGAAACGGAAGCCAGCAAUAAAAGUGAUAACAUUAACAGGGAAGGCAAUCUUGAUGAAUCGUUGCCUUCAUUUUUCGACGAUUCCCCCACCAAAGAUGAAGAUUAUGCUGGAGGUGCUUAUGGGAAUGACGAGGACAAUGAUGAAGAGAGUGACGAUGAACUGGCCAAUGGCAACCUAAGAAGUAACUUCAUUUCCCGUGAAGAUGAAGGUGAUAAGUUGACGUGACAAAUUGAUAAUCAUGAAGCCAAAGUACAUUUAAAUCAUCAGCAAAAGUAAACUUAAAGCUCAAAAUUCAAUUUCAACAUUUGAUAACAUUUAAUCGUGAAAAA